This is a messenger RNA of Amoebophrya sp. A25, 348 nucleotides long. The record is from the annotation of a GenBank genome assembly. Lineage: Eukaryota; Dinophyceae; Syndiniales; Amoebophryaceae.
AUGCUCCACCAUCCAGGUGGAAAACGUGGAUCAGACCAUGAUGUGGGACAAAAAAACUGUGUGCGACUAUUGUUUCCCUCUGACGCAAAGCUGUAUAUCUUCUCAAAGCUAUCGUAUUUUUUUAUUGUAAGAACUAAGAGAGGAGCGAAGACCACGGAGGGACAGACAGCCAUUCACACCAGUGGUACAACGAGGAUCAAUUACCAUUUACAUCAGAUCUUACUCGGCACAUCAACGGUAAAAAUGUGUUUUCGUCGUGGGGGCGGUUUUCGUGAGCGCGUUGAUGAUUGGUUGCUCGAGUUAGAGGUAAAAAUGAUGGUACGCACAAGUAGUCGUUCAUGAUAUGCA